This is a messenger RNA of Hevea brasiliensis (rubber tree), 4579 nucleotides long. Its product is annotated as phospholipase D zeta 1. Gene Ontology annotation, molecular function: D-type glycerophospholipase activity. Gene Ontology annotation, biological process: intracellular signal transduction; phospholipid catabolic process; phosphatidic acid biosynthetic process. The record is from RefSeq and is a predicted model, not a curated record. Gene Ontology annotation, cellular component: plasma membrane. NCBI's taxonomy places the organism in Eukaryota, Viridiplantae, Streptophyta, Magnoliopsida, Malpighiales, Euphorbiaceae. The transcript is spliced from 20 exons. The coding region runs from base 1008 to 4367 and encodes 1119 amino acids.
AAGGUGGCUUUCCCUAGUCAUGUGGAGGAAAAACUUUGUGAGAAAAUCCAGUGGCAUCAAAACAAAAAUGGCGUCGGGGUGUGAGGGGUGAAACUACAAAGAUAAGGACAUAGUUUUCUUUAGCAAUUCUUUACAUGGCUAGUUGAGUGUGCUUCGGUUGUAUCUCUUUGAAGUUGAUCUACUGUGCCAGGGUUUCUGAAUCAGAUUCUAGGAUGGCAUGUUGUUGCCUUUUACCUUGAGCAUAUUAUAUUAGCCCUUUGCGUUGUUUCAGCUUCCAUUUGGUUUAUUGAAAAUUUUUCUCAGUUCUAUUUGGCGUUGAUAUCGUGAAAAAUAUAUUUUUUUAAAUAUAUUAGGAUAUUAAAAUUUAAUUUAAAAUUAAAUUUAACAUAUUUUAAACAUAAAAAUUUUGGAACUGUUUUUGCAAAAAGUUUCUAAUCUGGCCCACAAGUGUCAAAUGGGGUCUCAAACCUUUUAUAACAAGAGCUAAAGCAUGUUUUGCACACGAUUCUUAGUCGUAAUCUGGUUGCCAUUCUUGCAUUAUGCUGCGGUCGGUCCUAUUUCAUUUGUAGCUGGUUUUAACAGGAUUAUGGUAUUAAAAUUGAAUGGUAGUUGGUUGAGAGUCGGCCGAAAUUAUUUAAAUAUAAAGUCGCAAAUGAAAUCCAUUUCACGAAACAGCAAAUUGUGCAAAUUAUUUCAUAUAUUCCUCAAUAAAUCCGUUUUCUUGAAAAUCGGACUGUCCGUAAUCUCUCUCUCUCUCUCUCUCUCUCUCUCUCUCUGGUGUGAGUUGCUUGUAAAAACUCCAAGUCGAAAAUCGGAACCAGCCAAACGUCUCUCCUUCUCAAACUUUCCAGAUUUGACGCUUUGUUUAGUUUUUUUUUUGCCUUCAAUCCCCUCUAGUUAGAUCCGAAUUAACAAAAUCCAUCCAAAACCACGAUCCUCUCCUAUCAUCUCAUUCCUUCUAUUCGAUUUAGCGAGACUACUGAAUCCAAUCAUAUAUUCUGUACCAAAUGUCAUCGUCGGAUCAGUUUAUUGGUGGCGGGACUAAUGGUCCCCGCUACGUCCAAAUGCAAUCAGAGCCGUCGACGCCGCAGCAUCACCAGCAACAGCAUCCACAGACGAUGAUGUCGUCCUUUUUCUCUUUCACUCAGGGCGUCACACCUGAGGCCACUCGGAUUUUCGACGAAUUACCGACGGCCACCAUCGUCUCUGUGUCUAGACCUGAUGCAGCCGAUAUUAGCCCCGUGCUUUUAUCUUAUACCAUCGAGGUUCAAUACAAGCAGUUCAAGUGGCAGUUAUUGAAGAAAGCAGCACAAGUAUUCUAUUUGCACUUUGCAUUAAAGAGACGGGCUUUUUUUGAAGAAAUUCAUGAGAAGCAGGAGCAGGUUAAAGAAUGGCUUCAAAAUCUAGGAAUAGGAGAUCAUGCGCCAGUGAUGCAUGAUGAUGAUGAUCCUGAUGAUGAGACUAUUCCCUUGCAUAACGAUGAAAGUGCUAAAAACAGAGACGUUCCUUCAAGUGCUGCCUUGCCAGUUAUUCGUCCAGCCUUGGGUAGGCAGCAUUCCAUGUCAGACAGGGCAAAGGUUGCAAUGCAAGAAUAUUUGAAUCACUUUUUAGGAAAUAUGGAUAUUGUUAACUCUCGAGAGGUUUGCAAAUUCUUGGAGGUAUCUAAAUUGUCCUUUUCUCCAGAAUAUGGUCCUAAGCUGAAAGAAGACUAUGUUAUGGCAAAGCACUUGCCAAAAAUUCCAAGUAAUGAUGAUUCUGGGAGAUGUUGUGCUUGUCAUUGGUUUAGUUGCUGUAACGACAACUGGCAGAAGGUGUGGGCUGUAUUGAAACCUGGAUUCUUGGCCCUGCUGGCCGAUCCUUUUGAUACCAAACCUCUGGAUAUAAUUGUUUUUGAUGUACUACCAGCUUCAGAUGGUAGUGGGGAUGGUCGAAUAUCAUUAGCAGUAGAAACAAAGGAACGGAAUCCUUUACGUCAUGCAUUUAAGGUCACAUGUGGUAAUCGGAGCAUAAAGUUACGAACCAAGACUGGUGCUAGAGUUAAAGAUUGGGUUGCUGCAAUUAAUGAUGCUGGACUUAGGCCUCCUGAAGGUUGGUGUCAUCCUCAUCGCUUUGGCUCCUUUGCUCCUCCUAGGGGUUUGACUGAAGAUGGUAGUCAGGCUCAAUGGUUUAUAGAUGGUAGGGCAGCUUUUAGUGCUAUUGCUUCGUCAAUCGAGGAUGCUAAAUCAGAGAUAUUUAUUUGUGGCUGGUGGCUGUGCCCAGAACUUUAUUUACGACGUCCUUUUCAUGCCCAUGCAUCCUCUAGGCUUGACUCUUUGCUGGAAACCAAGGCUAAGCAAGGAGUUCAGAUAUACAUUCUUCUAUAUAAAGAGGUGGCUCUUGCUCUGAAAAUCAACAGUGUGUAUAGCAAGAGAAAGCUUCUUAGCAUUCAUGAGAAUGUGAGGGUUUUGCGUUAUCCUGACCACUUUUCUAGUGGGGUUUACCUUUGGUCCCAUCAUGAAAAACUGGUCAUAGUUGAUUAUCAGAUUUGCUUUAUUGGAGGACUGGAUUUGUGCUUUGGCCGUUAUGACACAAGUGAACACAGAGUGGGUGACUGCCCUUCUCUUGUCUGGCCUGGAAAGGAUUAUUAUAAUCCAAGGGAAUCUGAACCUAAUUCGUGGGAAGAUACAAUGAAAGAUGAACUGGAUCGUGGAAAAUAUCCUCGAAUGCCUUGGCAUGAUGUCCAUUGUGCCCUAUGGGGACCACCAUGUCGUGAUGUAGCUAGGCAUUUUGUUCAGCGUUGGAACUAUGCAAAGAGAAAUAAAGCUCCGUAUGAGGAAGCAAUUCCACUACUUAUUCCUCAGCAGCACAUGGUUAUUCCACACUAUAGGGGAAGCAGCAAAGAGUUGGAGGUUGAAAGUAAGAAUCCUGAAGAUAAUUAUAAAGGCAUUAAAAGGCAGGAUUCUUUUUCCUCUAGAUCAUCUUUACAAGAUAUCCCUCUACUUUUACCUCAAGAAGCUGAAGGGCCAGAUGUUUCAGGUGGAGGCCCAAAAUUGAAUGGGUUAGACUCCACUCCUGGAAGAAGUCUCUCUCUUGCUUUUCGAAAAUCCAAAGUUGAACCUGUUGUUCCAGAUAUGCAAAUGAAAGGCUUUGUGGAUGACCAUGGUGUCUUAGAUCUUAAUGUGAAAAUGUCUUCAGAUCCACUGCCACAGACGAGCGCUAAAACUUCAGAUUUAGAGUGGUGGGAAACACAAGAGCGGGAAGAUCAGAUUGGUUUUGGAGAUGAAACUGGGCAAGUUGGUCCGCGUACUUCUUGCCAUUGUCAGGUUAUAAGGAGUGUGAGCCUGUGGUCAGCUGGAACAAGCCAAAUAGAGGAGAGUAUUCACUGUGCUUAUUGCUCUCUCAUUGAGAAAGCGGAGCACUUUAUAUACAUUGAGAAUCAAUUUUUUAUAUCAGGUCUUUCAGGAGAUGAAACUAUACAGAAUCGUGUGUUAGAAUCAUUAUACCGUCGUAUUAUGCGAGCAUACAAUGAGAAGAAGUGUUUCAGGGUUAUUGUGGUCAUACCUCUGAUUCCUGGUUUCCAGGGGGGUUUGGAUGACAGUGGUGCUGCAUCUUUGAGAGCCAUAAUGCAUUGGCAAUAUCGAACCAUUUGCAGAGGACAAAAUUCAAUAUUGCAUAAUCUUUAUGAUGUUCUUGGUCCAAAAACACAUGAUUACAUUUCCUUUUAUGGUCUUAGAGCUUAUGGCCGACUUUUUGAUGGUGGUCCAGUGGCCACCAGUCAGGUGUAUGUGCAUAGUAAAAUCAUGAUGAUUGAUGACUGUGCAACUUUGAUUGGAUCUGCUAAUAUCAACGAUAGGAGUUUGCUUGGUUCACGAGAUUCAGAGAUUGGUGUACUUAUUGAAGACAAAGAGUUGGUUGACUCGGCAAUGGGAGGGAAGCCUUGGAAAGCUGGAAAAUUUUCUUUGAGUCUUCGCCUUUCGUUGUGGUCUGAACACCUUGGUAUUAAAGCCAAAGAGAUCAAUCAAAUAAUAGACCCAGUAGUUGAUUCAACAUACAAAGACCUGUGGGUCGCAACUGCAAAGACAAAUACCACCAUCUACCAGGAUGUCUUUUCUUGCAUUCCCAGUGAUCUUAUACAUUCCAGAGCUGCAGUUAGACAAAGCAUGGCCUUUUGGAAGGACAGACUUGGCCACACUACCAUUGAUUUAGGAAUAGCCCCAGAAAAGCUUGAAUCUUACCAAAAUGGAGACAUAAAAAAAACUGAUCCCAUGGAGAGAUUGCAGGCAGUCCGUGGACAUCUUGUUUCUUUGCCUUUGGAUUUCAUGUGCAAGGAAGAUUUAAGACCUGUAUUUAAUGAGAGCGAAUAUUAUGCUUCUCAAGUUUUUUAUUGAUCACUGACUAGUUAAAGAGCAGUAGCCUAAGUGUUUUUCAUCCUUAGGUAAAUGCUGUUGUUGCUAAGGCCUAUGCCUGAAAUUGGGAGGGGGGCUCUAUUUAUGGCCUCCUUGAGAAUGUAAUAUGAAAACUGAACACUGUUGUACCAAAUUCAAAUCCUACCUUCUUUACUAAUAAUGGCUUAACGAGCAUCCUAUUCUUUUACAAAUAA